AUGAAAGUUACAAUUCUGUGUUUCGUUGUUCUAAUCGCUGCAGUGUAUGCAGAGAACUGCCAUAUGGCCAGUGACUGCACGAUGGAAACUUGCAGCUCUGGAGGCAUGGUUGAGUGUCAGCAUGGAGUUUGUACAUGUGGUACUGGUGGCGGUGGACCCGGAGGCUGCACAGCCCAAGCUGACUGUCAUGGUCAUUGUCCACAUGGUCAUGGUAUGCCACACUGCGUUGAUGGUAAAUGUGAAUGCCGACAUUAAAAUAUGAAUAAAACAUAGAAACAUA
Mytilus californianus (California mussel) is the source of this 280-nucleotide messenger RNA. Its product is annotated as serine protease inhibitor Cvsi-2-like. NCBI's taxonomy places the organism in Eukaryota, Metazoa, Mollusca, Bivalvia, Mytilida, Mytilidae. The record is from RefSeq and is a predicted model, not a curated record. The transcript is spliced from 3 exons. Bases 1 to 255 code for a protein of 84 amino acids.